Oncorhynchus gorbuscha (pink salmon) is the source of this 1821-nucleotide messenger RNA. Its product is annotated as transcription factor jun-D-like. NCBI's taxonomy places the organism in Eukaryota, Metazoa, Chordata, Actinopteri, Salmoniformes, Salmonidae. Bases 360 to 1178 code for a protein of 272 amino acids. The transcript has a single exon. Gene Ontology annotation, cellular component: transcription regulator complex. The record is from RefSeq and is a predicted model, not a curated record. Gene Ontology annotation, molecular function: DNA-binding transcription factor activity, RNA polymerase II-specific; transcription factor binding; RNA polymerase II cis-regulatory region sequence-specific DNA binding. Gene Ontology annotation, biological process: regulation of cell cycle; regulation of transcription by RNA polymerase II; regulation of cell population proliferation.
UCUGAAGUGACACAAUGGAACCUACGAGGAUAGAAAAGAUGGAGGCAGCGCGCGAGCGCACGCAUAGAAACUUCUACCUCUCUAGCUGGAGGCUGGUCAUCUAUUGUUUCUUAUUCAUUGUUUCUUAUUAAGGAAAAACAAAAAAAGGACAUCACUAAUGAAGGAAAAUAAGUUCAAUACACUGAACGUGGACAAGGGUAGGAAAACUUUAAACGCGUAUUUGAUUUGAUUGUGCGCAAAUUACGCAUCGUUUUCUCUUCAACAACUGAGCUGUUAUGGGAACCCCUCUUUCUGUUGUGAGGGUGUGCUGAAUUUUUACAGCUGCUGUCAUCUAAGAAAUAUAUAUAUAUUUUUUAAAUAUGAUGAAGAAGGACAUGAUUUUAAACCUGGCAACUUCCACAAAUUUAAAGCCCAAUCUCCGCGACACCGAGAGCAUCCUCAUCUCCCCGGACCUUGGCCUGCUGAAACUGGCCUCCCCGGAGCUAGAGAGACUCAUCAUUCAGUCCAACGGAAUGGUCACAACAACACAGACCUCUCAGUUCCUCUACCCCAAGUCGGUAACCGACGAACAGGAGUUUGCAGAGGGAUUCGUCAAGGCUCUCGAGGAUUUACACAAACAGAACCAGCUGAACGGCGGAACGUGUGCUCAAACGAACAGUAUGGACUUAAGCACCAACGUUGCUCCUGUCACCAUGCACCUGGACCUACCCGUCUAUACGAACUUGAACAGUUACGGCAAUGGGCCUUUGGGCACCACUGUCAAUUACUCCACAGACACUGUCCCCUUCCCACCACCUCCCUCUCAUCAUUUAGGCUCCACACAACAGCAAGCGCAUUCCCGGCUGCAAUCCUUGAAGGAUGAGCCGCAGACAGUCCCUGACGUGCACAGCUUCGGCGACAGUCCGCCACUGUCGCCUAUCAACAUGGACACGCAGGAGCGCAUUAAAGCAGAGAGGAAAAAGCUGCGGAAUAGAAUUGCUGCGUCCAAGUGUAGAAAGAGGAAACUGGAGAGGAUAUCCAGACUCGAGGACAAAGUUAAGAACCUAAAAACUCAAAACACUGACCUAGCCUCAACGGCAAAUGUACUCCGGGAACAAGUGGCUCAGCUAAAACUAAAGGUUUUGAAUCAUGUGAACAGCGGAUGCCAGUUAUCACCACAUCAAGUUGAAGUGUACUAGUAGCAGGAUGACAUUUGUCAACCAGCAUAAAUAAGCUCAUUAACCUUUUUUUGUUGGCUCUCAAAUAUUUCCACUAUGUGCAUGGAGCCAACGACGUUACAGACUGAAAGGACUUCACUAAUGUACGUUUUUGUAUACUGUUUACACAUUAUUUCUCAUGGGUGUACUUUACAUAGACAGUCCCAAGACUUGACCAAACCAGCAUACCGCCAUUGUAUUACUAUAUCAUAGCCUUAUACUGAAAGUAAAAAGUAUUUGCAUGUUUAUUGACAAACUCGAAUGUUACCUAACAGGGUUGGGCACAUGCCAUUUCUUAUGCAUUUUAACGUUUUUAAGCAAGCAUUUAUGAACAUAUUACAUGUACAUUUUAUAUUCAAUGCUCCACAGUGUCUUAUUUCAGUAUUUUCUUAUAUUAAUGUGAAGCUGUCAUCUUUUGUUGCACUGAAUAGUUUAUUUCACAUUCCUAUUUUUACUUGGAUUCUGAUAUCAAAUAAACUUUGCUUGAUAAUACAAGUUACAUGUUUUGCUGUCUGUUGUGUUCAUUUUCUGAUCAAUUUUGAUGCAACAACAACAGAGCAAGAUCCUGUACCCAAUGUCUCCACUGUAGGCCUUUAUACCAGUUGCGUUUGCACAAUAGACUCAA